AGGCCUAAAACAUUUGUAAGCGUUGACCUCUGAUUAUGGCUCCCACUAAAAUCUAGAAUAAAGGUUGACUUGGCAAGGCAGUUUAGAAACUUCUUUGUCCUCCUAAAUGUUUGGCCUUGUGUUUCUCAAUCAAACUUAUCUCAAAUAUGAUAGCCAUAGAACCUUUGUAAGCCCCAUGUCUCUGUCGAACUCGCUUGAAGAUUAAAAUGUGAAUAACCCGGCAGAAGUUUGGGACAAUGAAAUGCUACAAAAACGUUAUUGCACUAAAAUUCUUUAUUUACUUUUUUUUUUAAACCGUAUUCAUGAGUCUUUUAUAUGAACUCAAACAGGUAACUAUCAAUUUGGAAAAUGUAAUGUUUUUAUUGCAUACGUGGCAUUAAAAUAAAAACAAUAAAAGUAAGCAACCCUGUCUUAAUUCUUCUGCAAACGUAACGAUUCAAUCUAAAACUGUAAAGUUUUUUUUUUUUUUUUUUAGCAACGGUCCUAAACACUGCGUCUCUUGAACGUGCCCCCGGUCGGUUAAGGACGUGCUGACGUAAGACGUGUGAACAACAAACAGUUGUCGGACUUCAACAAGCUAGCGAAUGGUAACGCUGGACUAAACAGGUUCCGCGUACUUCCCCCGGACAGAGAGACACCGACGAAACCUGUGCGGUCGGAAAAAAACAUUCAAACCGUCGUCCUAAUCCGCAGCGGUUGUACCGGCGGAGCGCAAUCGUUAGCCAUUGAAAACACGCUCAUUGCGCGGAGUAUGACGCCUGUUUUUUUCCUGGCUGCCGCUGGUCGACGGUCGUGAUGCGAGCCGAGCAACACGACAGAGGGUGAGACUUACUGCGGGGAAAACCUUUUUUUUUUUUUUUUUUUUUAUUGACACGAGAAGAAUGGACUUUGUCGGGGAGAAACAGACAGGCUCACGAAAAGAAGCUGGCGCGCGACGGUUCACGGGCCCGGACGUCAUUGUUGGGGAACAACUCCGGCAAGCUAGCGAACAUUAGCUCGCUCAAAAAUUCAUGCACAUUAAUUGCUUUGGUGUCGGGGCAGUAAGCUCUCUGUGAUAAGCGUUAUGGAGGCACCCUGAGGGACUUGUUCAUAUCAACUGACUGUCCUGGUCGUCUCGUCUGUUGUUGGCAAUGUGUUGACGACUGAGCAUUUCUUUGGUUCCUUCUUGGAGCUGCAGGAAACGCUCGGCAGACAUUAUUAAGUAGUGGUUGCCUGUCUGGGUGAUAGUGGAACAAAGUUUCCUGGUUUAGCACACAGAUAAUAACUGGAACAGUAUCCAUUUCACAUAGGCGUCACAUAUUUCUUCUAUUGACAUUUUGUGUGAAAUUGCACUUUAAUUUGCUGUUGUUUUUUAAGCAUUCACAAGCAGUCACCUUUUGAUUUUGGGGUUUGUGAAAACUAUUAAGUCAUUCGCCCCUAGUACAUCAAGCUGUAGUUAUCGUUUUCUAAUUGCACUUAAAUAUAAUUUAGCCUGUAACGCAUCAGCAUAGGUUCACAUGUACGUACAAGGUUGUGAGACACAGGCCAGAGACAGCCUUAUCCAUGUCUGUUGGUUCCUAGUUACUGUUUAACCCAAUAUCGAGGCUGUCUGGCACAGUUACAAUCUGAGUUUCACUGGAAAUGAAAACAUGAACAUCGAAGAACAGUGUCUAGAUUUGUGCAAUGUCAAGACGAAAAGCAAUGUGGGCGACGAUCACAACACUACUAACAACACCGAAGGAAUCACCCCCCGGAUCUCUGAACUGAUGACAGACGGUAAUACAGACAAAACUAAUAUUGUUCCCGCAGUGUCCUCCGAAACGUACCUGAUGCCUCAGCUCACUGACAACCUUCCAGCAGCUGAGGACAACCACCAGGCACGAGACGCACUGGAAAUUGACGAGGUCAAUGGAAAUAGAAAGAGCACUGCUCAAGACGACCCUGCGGCAGUGAAUCCCACUGACUUGAUCUUUUCUGAUGAUGAGCAGCAAAAAGAUGAUAUUGGGGUGGAGAAAAUAAAGGAAGAUAAGGACACCGAUCCUGCAAUGUGUGUCGUGGAAGAAGGGGAUGACGGCGGGGACAUGGACAUAGGUGUGGAUCUGACUCUCGAUGAGAGCGGAGUGUUGGAGGCCGAAUCGACAAAUGACAGUUUGUUCACAGACAAAACUUUUGACUCCGAGUCUACGGCUCGGGAGGUCCCGGCUGGCAGCGGGGGAGAGAGCUCGUCGGACGCCUCUGCCACGGACCGAGCUGGACUGUACCCUUCUGUGGAGCAGGAGGACGGUAAACUCGAACCGAGCGGCAAGCGGGUGACGUUUCCCUCAGACGAGGAUAUUAUCUCCGGAGCGGUGGAGCCCAAGGAUCCCUGGAGACACGCUCAGAAUGUCACGGUGGAGGAGAUCCUCUCUUCCUACAAACAAGCCUGUCAGAAACUCAACUGUAAACCCAUACCCAAAGUGCUCAAACAGAUGCAGGAAAUGAAAGACCUGACUCGGCGAAAUGAAUGCUUAGAUCUGAAAGGUGAGAAGCUGGACUACAAAGCAUGCGAGUCUCUGGAGGAGAUUUUGAAGAGGGUCCAGUUUAAAGUGAUAGACCUGGAGCAAACCAACCUGGAUGAAGAUGGUGCAACGGCUCUCUUUGACAUGAUCGAGUACUACGAGUCGGCCACACAUCUCAACAUCUCCUUCAACAAGCACAUCGGCUCACGGGGAUGGCAGGCCGCAGCGCACAUGAUGAGGAAGACGAGCUCUCUGCAGUACCUCGACGCACGCAACACUCCUCUGCUGGACCACUCGGCUCCCUUUGUAGCGCGAGCUCUCCGGAUCAGCGGCAGCCUGGCCGUCCUCCACCUAGAGAACGCUGGUCUGUCUGGCAGACCGCUCAUGUUACUGGCAACGGCUCUGAAGAUGAAUAUGAACCUGCGGGAAUUGUACCUGGCAGACAACAAGCUCAACGGCCUUCAGGACUCGGCCCAACUCGGCAACUUGCUUAAGUUCAACUACAACAUUCAGAUCCUGGACCUGCGCAACAACCACAUCCUAGACUCCGGUCUGGCCUACGUGUGCGAAGGACUUAAAGAGCAGAGGAAAGGCCUCGUCACUUUGGUGCUGUGGAACAACCAGCUCACACACAAUGGCAUGGGCUACCUCGCUGCUGCACUGCCAUGCACCCAGAGUCUAGAGACUCUGAAUCUCGGCCAUAACUCUCUGAGUAACGAAGGGGUCCACAAGCUGAAGGACGGACUGAUUUCCAACCGCUCCGUGCUCCGACUCGGCCUCGCCUCCAUCAAGCUGUCCUGCGAAGGAGCUGUGGCCGUGGCUGAAUUUAUUGCCGAGAGCCCCCGACUGCUGCGUCUCGACCUGCGAGAGAACGAGAUCAAGACGGGCGGACUGAUGGCCCUGUCGCUCGCCCUGAAAGUCAACACCUCUCUGCUGCGACUCGACCUCGACCGGGAGCCCAAAAAGGAAACGGUGAAGAGCUUCAUUGAGACCCAGCGCGCCCUGCUGGCUGAGAUCCAGAACGGCUGCAAGAGGAACUUCAUCCUGGCGAAAGAAAAGGAGGAAACGGAGCAGAAGAUGAGGCAGUCGGCAUCCAUGGCUGAAAUCGCCACGGAGGAUGGGACCAGAGAAGAAGAGGAGGAGGGACCGUCAACGGGGGAGAAAGUGGAAAUAGUGGUGACAGACGGGGAAGAAAAAGGCGAAGCGACGAAGAAGGAAGAACAGUCGAGCAGCCGAUCGCGAGAGAGCACCGAGACGAGCAUCCCUCAAAUGAUCCUGGAGUCGGACUCGGACACCGAGGACGAGGAGGCGGAGGUGGUCACAAAGUCGUCGUCGUCCUCCUCGUCCGACUCUUCCGCUCGGUUCAACCGGACCAAUCUUCAACCCCCGACGGCGGUCGCACAGCCUCCGCUCGGCGCCUCGUGCACCUCCUCCCCGCGACCCGUCUCGCCCGCCGGCGGGCCGAGCGCCGUCUCCGGCGUCACCGUGACCCAAUCCACGGCGCCCCCGGGCACCCCUCCGUCUCCCGGUCGCUGCAUCUCCGUCUCCAGUCCGGGGCGGGGCCACAAGAUCUUCAUGGUGACUCGGGUGGAGAGCCCCCUUGAGCAGCAGCAGCAGCAGCUACAAAACCAGAGGGGUCUCCCUGGAGCUCCCAGUCUCGGCGAACCGGCCUCAAAGAAGCCCGGAGGAGGGGACACGCCGCCGCCCUCGUCUCGAACAGCUGCACAAGCACAACCGACACGAGAAGGAGGCGUGAAGGCGAGCUCACCCGCUCCGUCAACCGACCCGACGCUCGCAGAGCGGAGGCCUGUCGCACACUCGGAGUCGGCACCGGGUGCUCCACGAGCGCCACCGCUGACAGAGCGGCCCACGGAGGAUGCGAGCGCGAGCGCUUUAGAUCUCGAAGCGACGGAUACGUGUCGACCAGCACCGGCCACGCCUUCAGAUUCCUCCUCGUUGCGGGCGGCGGCUCUUCAGCUCACCGAGCAGAUCAUGGAGAGCAUUCAAACCCAGCGGUUUGAGCCCUCCUGUGUCGAGGAAAAGAAGGAAGAUGAGGAUGAUGGUCACAUAGAAGAUGAGAGACGGGUGAGCACAGACGGAAGGCGUGAACCGAGUCUAACCCCGACGACUUGGACCCCCGCGGUCCAAACGCAGCGGCAGCUGUCGCCGCCUACUCUUGGAAACCUCCAGGGUGAGCCGGCGUCCGCAGCAGCGGAGAAGCAAACCGAGGAAGAAAAAGAGGAUCCGCUUCUACGGGAGGAGCAGGAAGCGGCGGCGGACUUGUCGGAAAUUGAAAAACGGCCAACCCGAGACGACCCGUGUCCAGAGCAGCAGACCGAGGAAGAGGAGCGGCCGGUCGAGCCCGUUCCCUCGGUCCAGGCUGAUGAACCGGAGCCAGAGGAAACCUCGAAGGGUCCCGAACUCGCCCCGACGGAGUCCGAGUCCCCCGACGAUGAGGAUUCACCCGAGGAGAGCUCUGCGGACGAGGACGAGUGUUUUGCCGACGCUCCGGAGGAAGAGGAGGAGGAAGAGGAGGAGGAGGAGAUUGGCUCGGCGCUACCCAACGGCCUGAAGCCGGAGUUCUCCCUCCAUCUCAUCGAUGCCGAAAGCUCCAAGCCAGGCAGCUGUGUGAUGGAGCACGUGAGUGUCACCUGUGGACAAGACCUGGAGGAGCUGCUGCUAGAAGCCAGUUUGGAGACGGGUAGAGUGGCACCAUGAGGGCGUGAGGAGGACUCCGUUUGUCUGGCUCGACCGCGCGACCGGUUGCCCUGCAAUGUUUUUGUUGUUUCUUUGACGUUACCGCCAACACAACCUUUUCCUUAACGGACAGAAGACCCGGUGCGACCGUCGAAGAGCUCUCUCUGACAAUACAAACCAAUCAUGGAAAGAAAACGGGACAAAAUCAACUCCUGGAGCGUCGCCGGGACAAACGAGGAACCCUCUGCAUCCACAUCACAUUGACCACUGACACACACACACACACACGUGCACAUUCUGAGGAAGGGGAGGAAGAGAAAGAACAUCACCAUGUUGUAUCACUACAUUUAGUUAAAUCUGCAAUCUUUUCACACAAGCAGCCGCCUGUGAGAAGGAAGAGCGCCGGGGGAGGAAACACUAACCAAAGACAGAGCAUCCCGCUCGCUGCUCUCGUGUAGAUGGCCACUGUAGUUGGGGAAAUAUCCAGCAAUUUAAGUUUAUUUUCUUCAUUUUUUUUUCAUAAAAUACAUCCACAAAGACAUAACGGUGAUAAUAAGAAUAGCGCGGUUGACAGAAUAUCGGUGACGGACCCCGCCGAGCCCACCUGCUGGCUUUAAACACCCGGAGGUGGAAGUAGGUCACAUAUCGAAUGCUUUUAUAUCUGAGGAAGAUGUUAACGUGUCUGUUUUAAAUGUCAAUGCUGUUUGUCUUGUGUCCCCGCUCCCGAAGGUGUGUGUGGGGGGGGGGGGGGCGAAGCUCUUAAGGGACCUCUUCCAAAGUGACCUCCCUCUUUGUAUGUGUUCUCAUCCUCCGCUCACUUUGGCCCCUCAGGAAUCGGCGCCCCCCCGCCGUAACCGUCUCCACUCGCCCUUUUUUUUUUUUUUUAAAGCGACGGUCGUUAGUUUAGCUUUCGGCUGGAAAAGACGGAACAUGUCCGCUUUCCGGUUGAGUUACUUCCAUCUUCUUUUUUCCCCAUGAUUCUCUGACUUUCCGACACAAUCACUGCUCCGUUCCACCGGUCACUGUCGUGUAAAAACUCUUUCAAGAUAAGCAGCUCUGUGUGUGUGUCGCCGUCUCUUCCUCCUCCCGGCGCCGUUGCCUUGACAACUCACCACUUCACAUUUGGUCCUAUUUUUUGUUUGGACUGCUUUGAGAAAACUUUGUUAUUUUCUAUUUAUUUUAUAGCUUUAAGAGACUUUUUGUUCUGACCCCCCCCCCCCCCCCAUUUUCUUCUUCUUCACCCCCAUCAUCAUUUUAUCUUUUUUUUUUUCAUUUUGGGGCGUUGCUUUUUAAAGAUUAACCCCAUAGUGAUGUAUAUUUCAGAUUCAAAGUAGAGCAAAUAUUUUGUUUUUGGGGGGGGGGGGCGAGGGUGGGGGGGGGCAGUGUAAUCUAUGUUGGAAGGAAAAGGUGAAUAUGAUUGGAUGGUCGACUCUGGGUGCAGGAAUAAAAGCAAACACAAGGGUGCAGCAAAGAUAUUUGUUCUCAUCAAAGUCCUUUUAACUCCAGCCUGCUGGGUGCCGCUGUGGCCACCUGGGGGGGGGGGGGGGGGGCGUGUUGUUUUCCCACACAGGAAACAGAAGUACAGGACCCACCCUGCAGCAGCUGACGUCUUGAAUUUUCCAAAUCAAGAACUUAAGCAUCUUUACAUGAACUUCAUGCAUGUUCGUGAGCAGAGCUGCUUUGUGUUGGUUGUGUGUUUAUUUCUUUUCUUAAUUAAAAGGAGCAGCAUUCAACCCCUCCUGCUGCUCGUCACCCAACGGAUAGUCCCCCCCCCCCCCCCCCACGCUGUUUGUUAUGCUUUCAUUUUUAGAAAUUUUUAAUAAUAAUUUGUUAACUUAAUUGAAAAAGUGCUGGUAAUCACAAAGAUGUGUAUGAAAUGUGUUCCUCUCAAAUAAAUGCAUGUAAUGACUAAAUGAUUAUGACUGAAUGUUUUCAACGUCUGAACUGGGACAAUGUGAGCGGGUCAAGUUCUGUUGGGAUGUUUGGAGGCAGCCGGUGACCCUUCAUGUGAUCUUUGAGACCUCCGCUAAAUGUUUUAAAAUAUAGAAAUUCUCUAAAAACAUUAUGGGUUUAAAAAGUAGUCUAUUUAAAGGUGAGUUUUUAUUUUCAUACCCAAAUUAGCAACAAUUCCAUCUGCUGUGAUUCAGUCUGUCGUGUAUCGUUUCAUUAUAUUUCACCGCCGGUCACGUUGUGUAGCAGAACUUUAGGAAAAUCAAGUUUCUUGGUCGAAAAAUGUAUGUUUAAUAUAUUUUCCGAGUUUCCUCCACUGUCUCAUAUUUAAUUGUUCAUGUAUCUGUUGUUGCAUGUUAUAUCUGUUGAAAACUCAUUCCUGUAAAGCACAAACAUAUUUUUGAUGACUCAUCUUGAACCCUCAGUGGAUACAUUUAUUCUAUCCAUUGUAAGUUGGGGUGAUCGGACAAACCCGUAAAUAAUAAUAAAAAAACAACAGUUGGCAUUUAG
Pseudoliparis swirei is the source of this 7634-nucleotide messenger RNA. It is a transcript of the gene ppp1r37, whose product is annotated as protein phosphatase 1, regulatory subunit 37. Gene Ontology annotation, molecular function: protein binding. The transcript has 13 exons. Lineage: Eukaryota; Metazoa; Chordata; Actinopteri; Perciformes; Liparidae. The record is from RefSeq and is a predicted model, not a curated record. The coding region runs from base 1629 to 5195 and encodes 1188 amino acids.